Cornus florida is the source of this 969-nucleotide messenger RNA. Its product is annotated as transcription factor TCP19-like. The record is from RefSeq and is a predicted model, not a curated record. Lineage: Eukaryota; Viridiplantae; Streptophyta; Magnoliopsida; Cornales; Cornaceae. The annotation marks the transcript as partial. The transcript has a single exon.
UUACGGGUUAAACCCGCUCUUCUCUCUCUCUCUCUAAAUGCAGAACCCCUAAUCUCAGUCUCAGCCUCCGCCUUUCCACUCCUUCUCCCACCACCAUCAACGCCAUCAUCCACAUUGACGACCACAUCGGAAGGAGACAGCUCGAGGAAGAAGAGAAAGCGAGCGUGUAACAGUGAUUUUUACGACGUAAACGAUUCGGUCUCUUCCAAUUUCGCGUCGGUCGCGCCGGUGACGCUGCAAGGUCUAGUGCCUGUGUGGGCCGUUGGCGGUGGAGCGAGGGUUCUUCCGCCGAAUGCCAUCCCUGACGGAGCAUUUUUCAUGAUUCCUCCCGCCGGUGCUGCCAUUGCUGGACCUUCGAAUCAGCCUCAAUUAUGGGCAAUUCUGGUCACGGCGACCCCUGCUUUUAAUGUAUCCGCCUUUCCACUCCUUCUCCCACCACCAAGGCGAGUCAAUGUGUACUAGAACAAGGCCAGUUGUGGGAGGUUCGUCCCACGCGCCGUACUGAUGGACCUUGAACCGGGCAUACAGAGACAGAGACCGUGUUUUGCUUUCACGGGUCUGUAUUUUUUUUUUUUUUUGAUGUAGUUUCCUGUUUUGCUUUCACGGGUUUGUAAUUUUCUUUUUUAAUGAUUUUCUUUUAAUGCCUAUUGUCAAUUUUCCAGUCUUAUUCAGACCAUAAAAAGGAAAGCAGAUUUUGUGGUGGGUAUUUACGAUUUCUUACUUGGUUUUUGUUUUAUUGAUCUCUCUCUUGACAGUGAUUGGGGUUUGAAGCCAAUUGGUUUUGCGGUUCAAAAAGCGUUUCAAAUUUUACAUCGUACCUUUACUUUUGUGGCCGAUCUCUCUGGCAGAGUGUGCCGACGCCGAAGUCGUUGAGAAUGAUUGCGUUGAUGGUGGUGGGAGGAGUGGUGGAAAGGCGGAGGCUGAGAAUGAGAUUGGGGUCUUUUGCAUUUAGAGAGAGAGAGAGAGAGA